Molecule: messenger RNA, 729 nt
Organism: Aureobasidium musti
Lineage: Eukaryota; Fungi; Ascomycota; Dothideomycetes; Dothideales; Saccotheciaceae
Source: the annotation of a GenBank genome assembly
AUGGAGCAGCCUACCAACACUACCGACACCAAGGGCAUGAAGCAGAUCGUCCCUGAGGUCACCUGGGCCCAGCGUUCGUCCACCACCGAGCCCGAAAAGAACCACAUCUACAUGACCAUUGUUGUGCCCGAUGUCGACCCCAAGAACAUGAAGCUCGACCUGCAACCCUCAUCGCUCGAAUUCACCGGCUACUCAGACAGCAAGAAGGCCACCUACCACGUCAAGAUGGACCUGUUCGCCGAGAUUGACCCCAAGGAGAGCAAGAUCAACCACUCCUCGCGCUGGAUCGAGCUGGUCUUGAGAAAGAAGGAGCUCAACGAGGAGUACUGGCCCCGUCUGCUCAAGGACAAGCAAAAGGUCCACUACAUCAAGACCAACUUUGACAAGGACGAGCAGGAUGCCGUUGCCGAGGAUGACGACUACAUGUCCCGCAUGGGCGGCAUGGGUGGUGCUGGUGCUGGCGGCAUGGGCAUGGAGGGUAUGGGCGGUGACGGUGGCUUCGGAGGCAUUGACUUCUCCAAGCUUGGUGGCGGCGCUGGCGGUGCCGGUGGCAUGCCUGACCUCAGCGCUCUUCAAGGUAUGAUGGGCGGCAUGGGAGGCAUGGGAGGUAUGGGAGGUAUGGGCGGCGAGGAGGGUGACGAUGAUGACGACGACGACAUGCCCGAGCUUGAGGAGACUGAGGAGGCCAACGCUGGUGCUUCCAAGUCGAAGAUCGAGGAGGUCGAGUAA